Molecule: messenger RNA, 2103 nt
Organism: Lizanozyma spartinae
Lineage: Eukaryota; Fungi; Ascomycota; Pichiomycetes; Serinales; Debaryomycetaceae
Product: DNA-binding SCF ubiquitin ligase subunit
Exons: 1
Coding region: 1-2103 (700 amino acids)
Molecular function (GO): Hsp90 protein binding
Source: RefSeq, a predicted model, not a curated record
AUGUCAUCGGAGUUGGAACUACGAUUGCAGCGGUCAAUAGCACUAUUCAAACAAAAGAACUACGCUGAUGCCUUGACUGAGUACACCGAGUUGAUCCAGACUGUAAAUGAAAUACCCAUACCUCAGAUCAAAAAACUACGCGUAUCGCUUUAUAACUUGCUGGAGACUCCGGUAUUUGGACCUGUGGUACAUCCGAGGAUAGGCACACUACUUGAUGGCCGAGCUGCAACACUAGAGAAGUUAGGACAAUAUGAUUUGGCCCUCCAAAGUGCAACCAAAAUAACUACAUUGGAGCCUUUGAGUUGCAAGGGUUAUAUAAGAGUAGGAAAGAUUCUCCAGCUCCUUGAACGUAAGGAAGAAGCCUAUAAGGUCUAUCAAAAGGGACUCUACUUGAUCAAGAGAGCUCAGAAGAGGUACGGCAUUGCUGUUCCUGAGUCGUUGUAUGGCUUACUUAAGGAGAACUACAAGCAUUUGAAUUCACAACUAUUGAAAAGGUUCAGAGGCAACAAUAACAACUCCGAUAGUGCCAUUAUAAAAGCUCAACAAUUAUCUACGGCCGGUCUACAACGGAAAUUUGAUCAAUUAGUCCCCUUAAAACGGUCUGCCUCUUCUGGAUCAGGUUUUGAUCUGAAACGGUCUCAUCACAGCAGCAACGUUGUACUUGACCCUUUCGAAUACCUACCAUUUGAACUACUUGACUUUAUCUUUUCAUUAUUACCAAUGGCUCACGUUCUACGGUGUCGUACGGUAUCACGAAGAUGGUGCACGUUGAUUGAUAACCUCCCACAUUUGUUUGAGUUCAAGUGUAGGAGUUCUAUAAGUCUUCAACAGUUCCAAGCAGGUGUUCAGUUCCAAAGAAGAAUCACUCGACUGACUAAAUAUGGCAAGAUCAAAAGUAUGUCUUUAAAACUUGACACGAAGGAUACAAAGAUUUUGGAUUAUGCCUUAGAAUCAUUUGCUUUCAAAUUAGAAUCACUUCUGGUUCAAAAUAGUCGGUGGAAUCUACUACUGAUUUUGAACAGAAUAACUAAAGAGAGUAAAAAGCUGUUCUUUGUGAAUCUAGAAUCGUUGCUGUUAACCAUAGGAUUACCGUUGAAGUGUUUGGCAUUUCUUGCUGCAAUUGCUCCUCAGUUAAAACAGCUAACAAUAGUCAGCACAGACAAUAACUAUAAUGUGAAGAGCUUGAAUCUCAAUCCUAUUAUAGGAAAUGCAGAUCCCAACAACAAAUUUAAAGCCUUAGAAGCUGCCAAAUUGAUCUUCCUACCAAGGGAGAACUUACCACCAUUGAAGGACCAACAAACUCUUCAAUGUUUGGGCCAUAAUCUUCAUUCAUUUACACUUGUUUGCCAACAUUGGGACAAUCCUUCAGGACCUUGGUUCAUGGAUUGGUUGGGCUCAAACUCAAAUUUGAAACAGCUUUAUCUUGAAGGAAAUGGUAUUGCCAUCUCUACAUUGUUUGAAACAUUAAGUCGAAGUUCCAUUGUUCUUGAUUCAUUUGUUGCUAGAGAAGGUGUCCCAAGCUCCGAUAAUUCAUUGGGUAACUUAAGUCCUCAAGUUCAAUUUCCCUUCCUAUUCAAUGUUCGUUAUCUUGAUUUCUAUGGUAUUCUGGCAACCUUUAGAUUCCAAGAACGACUACUUCAAAUUCUUUCCAGCACUCAAGGGUAUGUUGAAACCUUAAAUUUAGGUAAACUGGGUCUUUGCUUCGAGGGAUAUCUGCCAGACACUCGAUCAGGCUUAGGCUUAAGAGAUAUUUUGAGGCUUUGUCCAAAUUUGAAGCACUUAUUUCUUAAUGAAUUGCUGCUUGAUAAUCAUUCGCUUCUUCUAUUCAAUAAAGCCUUUCAUUCGUUAGGAAGAUCUCAUCUACAGACUUUAGACUUAAGUUUUUGUACUUCUAUUACGGGAACGGGGUUAAUUCGACUAUUUGAUGAAACAAAUAACUUUCGGUUGACAAUUGAUAAACUAAUUCUCGAUGGAGUUCUGGUGGAUCCUGCUACACUAGGGUAUUUGGUAAGAUCAGGAUAUAUUGCGAAAAUUCAGAAUGAUCCUAUAGCAAGAAGAUGGGAUGUAUUUGGUAUAAGAUCGUUGAUCAGGCACAAGACAUAA